AGCACAUGCAGCAGCCCACCAACGCCUCGAACCGGCCCAAAUGGCACACCAAGAAAUUACACGAUGGCGCUUGCCUCCCGCGAGGCUGGCGGGGGCACGGGUUCCUCUUAUGAACCUCCGCUUCCGCCCUGGCCGAGCUUUCACUCACUCCACUGUGACACGGCACGCCAUCUAUCUGCUCUUGAGGCGCCUUCGUUCCUUAUCGCACUCGUUUGCAACUGUCACUCUUUUUGUUGUUUUUGGCCUUUUGGUGUGAAUUGACGAGCAGGAUUUGUGGCUUGCGUUGCUGCAGCUAGUAUUGGCGCAUAUCCCACAUCUGACUUCACUUCGAGGUA
Molecule: messenger RNA, 335 nt
Organism: Trematosphaeria pertusa
Lineage: Eukaryota; Fungi; Ascomycota; Dothideomycetes; Pleosporales; Trematosphaeriaceae
Exons: 1
Coding region: 41-256 (71 amino acids)
Source: RefSeq, a predicted model, not a curated record